Messenger RNA from Trypanosoma theileri, 1761 nucleotides. Its product is annotated as phosphomannomutase-like protein. Gene Ontology annotation, molecular function: phosphopentomutase activity; magnesium ion binding. Bases 1 to 1761 code for a protein of 586 amino acids. The transcript has a single exon. Lineage: Eukaryota; Euglenozoa; Kinetoplastea; Trypanosomatida; Trypanosomatidae. Gene Ontology annotation, biological process: purine ribonucleoside salvage; carbohydrate metabolic process. The record is from RefSeq and is a predicted model, not a curated record.
AUGUCUUUGAAACAACUUGUUGAACAGUGGCUCUUAUGGGAUCGUAAUCCUGAAACUCGAAAUGUUAUUGAGAAACUUUAUAAAUCUGGAGAUGAGGAUCAAUUACAAUUACUUCUUGCUCAUCGAAUGGAAUUUGGUACCGCUGGACUUCGAGCAAAGAUGGGACCUGGUAACAGUCAAAUGAAUCCUUUGACCAUUAUUCAAACUACCCAAGGUUUAGCUGCUUAUAUGAAAACUACAUUUACCUCAGAUCAACUUUCCUCAAAAGGUGUGGUGAUUGGUUUUGAUGGACGUCAUGGUAGUAGCUAUUUUGCACGAUUAGCUGCUAAUGUUUUUCUUAACGCUGGUAUUCGAACUUUUCUUUUUGGAAAAGUGGUACCCACUCCUUUUGUUCCAUUUACGAUUCGUCAAAUGGGUUGUGUCGUUGGUUUAAUGAUAACUGCGAGUCACAAUCCUAAAGAAGAUAAUGGAUAUAAAGUUUACUGGAAUAAUGGUUCACAGAUUAUUCCUCCCCAUGAUAAGAAUAUUUCAAAAUCAAUUAUGGAAAACUUGGUUCCACUUGACUCUUCAUGGGAACUUACACCAGGAGUUACUGAUCCUUUUGAUAAAAUAUGGUUGGAAUAUUUUGCUACACUUAAGUCUGAAUAUAAACCCUUGACAGCAGAUUAUUCUGUAAAAUUCACGUACACACCUUUACAUGGUGUGGGAUGCCCUUUCACUCUUAAUGCGUUAGAAACGGUAGGAAUUAAACGAAAGGAUAUCAGUGUGGUAAGUUUACAAGCUGAACCUAAUCCAGAUUUUCCCACCGUUAAAUUUCCUAAUCCAGAAGAGGGAGCAGGAACUCUUUCUCUAGCAAUGGAGACAGCUAAUGAAGCAGGAUCAAAUUAUAUUUUAGCCAAUGAUCCUGAUGCUGAUCGUCUUGCUAUAGCUGAGAGACAAAAAGAUGGUACAUGGCGUAUAUUUAAUGGAAAUGAAAUUGGUGCAUUACUUGGAUGGUGGACUAUUUUUCACGCCCGUAAAUGUGGAGAAUCUCUGGAAAAUUGUUAUUUUUUGUCUAGUACAGUGAGUUCAAUGAUUCUUCGUUCUAUAGCUACUAAAGAAGGUAUUCAUUUUGAAGAAACACUUACUGGUUUUAAAUGGAUGGGAAGUUUGGCAGAAUCUCUUUCUCGAGAAUCAUCAGCUCGUGUUAUUCUUGCCUUUGAAGAAGCUAUUGGAUAUAUGUUUGGUACACGUGUAUUGGAUAAAGAUGGUGUUACAGCUGCCGCUGUUGUAGCUGAUAUGAUUGGAUACAUUAAAAAAGAAGAAAAUGAAAAGCAAUUAUCUGAAAAACUUAUGGAAAUUUAUCAAACAUAUGGAUAUCAUUUUACUUGUAAUUCAUAUGUUAUUGCUAAAGAUCCCAGUCGUGUGAAGGAAAUGUUUAAAGCAAUAGGAAUAAUGAAUAGUGGAUCAUAUCCUGUUGAAGUGGCUGGAGCUCGUGUUCUUCACAUUCGUGAUUUGGCAACUGGAUUAGAUACCAGAAAACCUGACAGGCGAGCGACACUACCAGUAUCAGCAUCAAGUCCAAUGUUGACGUUUUAUUUUGAUAAUGGUGUUACAAUGACUUUACGUGGCAGUGGAACUGAACCCAAAUUAAAAUGGUAUGCCGAACUUAUCACAGAUGAUGCAUCACGAGAAAAAGAAUUCUCUGUAUUUGUGGAUGAGGUCGUUGAGGAACUUGUGCGUCCCACUUAUUACAACUUUAUAAGACGGUCAAAGAUGUAA